AUCACGUCAUGGCUGAGGCAAGCCUGGAAACAAAUGGCCCCCGAUCCUCCAUGCCGGCUGAGCUCCAUCACCCCUACUCAAUGUAUUCUCAGUGGAAACUCAAACUGUUUAGGGUGAGGUCCAUGGAGAAAGCCCCUCUGCCCGGAGAGACACAACCUGAGAAAGGAGGCUUGUUAGGGAUCUCACCUCCUGCAGCUCCAGAUAUAGAGUUAGAUAAUGGUGUGAGUCCAGGGAGUGUCAUGAAAUUGUGCUUAGGCGGAAAAAGCAAGGAAAACGUGGAAGGCUCAGGCCAGAGGGUGGAUAUGAAGUUACAGGAAAUGGACACCCAUAUGAACCACCUCAGGUGCUUGUGUCGUCUCUGUGGAAUGACUCUGAGGAAAGUCAAAGGACCAGUACAUGAAGUCCAUGGGGAUCUGGAUUCAGUCAGCAAAGGUGCUCUGCGUAAAAUGGGCUGCAAGUUUUCAAGCUGGUCAGAGGUGAUCCUCAAAGUCUUCAAAGUGGAUGUGACAGAGGACACAGAGUCUGCCCACCCUCUUUCUUUCUGCCAUCGCUGCUGGAUGGUCGCUAUUCGUGGAGGGGGUGUCUGCAGCUUAUCCAGAACGACAGUCCCAGAGUGGAGACCUCACUCUUCCCACUGCCACCUUUGCUUCCCCAGAAAACCAUCACUACAGCGGACCAGGAGGAAGAGGCGAAAAAUCAUCCCCAGGGCCCAGAGCCUUGCAAAAAGAACAAGGUGGGAUCAUGGAGACAUUAUUAACAUUGGUGAGAGAAGAGCUCUGAGACUGUUUGGGAAGUGUCAACAGGGUCCAGUGCUUAAGGGCUGGAGGAGACCCAGCAUCCAGAGAGAGAAAUGGGUGAAGAAUAUCACCCAUUGCCAGAACGAGCACCUCAGCACCAAGCUGAUCUCUGAGAACCUCCCUGCGGACUUCCUCUUUUCUUUCACCUGUGCAGUGUGUGAUCACCUGCUCUCUGAUCCCAUUCAGUCUCCCUGUGGGCACCUCUUCUGCCGGAGCUGUAUUGUAAAGUACAGCUACGUUCUGGGACCUCAUUGCCCAGCCUGCAACUCACCCUGUGCUCCCAAUGAUCUCAUAACGCCUGCCAAAUCCUUCCUAUCAGCCCUACUUUCUCUCCCUCUGCUCUGCCCUGACAGUGGCUGUGCGAAGCAAGUUAGCCUGGACUCAUUCAAAGCUCACCGUCUGAGCCAUGAAGUGAAUGAGCAGGAUGCAAACCAGCAGUCGUCAGAACUUGACAACUACCUGCUGACCAACAAAGGGGGGAGACCCCGUCAGCACUUGCUCUUGCUAACGCGUCGUGCCCAGAAGCAUCGGCUGAGGGAGCUGAAGAACCAAGUGAGAGUGUUCGCAGACAAAGAGGAAGGUGGAGACCUCAAGUCUGUGUGUCAGACUCUGUUCCUGCUUGCACUGAGAUCUGUGAAUGAACACCGCCAGGCUGAUGAGCUAGAGGCCACAAUGCAAGGCAGAGGCUUUGGGUUGCAUCCUGCUGUGUGCUUGGCCAUCCGGGUCAACACUUUUCUAAGCUGCAGCCAGUAUCAUAAGAUGUACAGGACGGUCAAAGCCACCAGCGGCCGCCAGGUCUUUCAGCCCUUGCAUACUCUGCGAGCCAUGGAAAAGGAGCUGCUCCCUGGGUUUCACCAGUUUGAAUGGCAACCAGCUCUCAAAAAUGUGUCUACUUCUUGCAAUGUGGGCAUUAUUAAUGGGCUCUCUGGAUGGGCCUCGUCUGUGGAUGACUCCCCGGCUGACACCAUCACUCGGCGGUUCCGCUAUGAUGUGGCACUGGUGUCAGCCUUAAAGGAUCUGGAGGAGGACAUCAUGGAGGGGCUGAGAGAGAGUGGGCUGGAAGAUAGUGCUUGUACUUCAGGCUUCAGUGUCAUGAUCAAGGAAUCCUGUGACGGCAUGGGCGAUGUCAGCGAGAAGCAUGGCGGAGGACCGGUUGUUCCUGAGAAGGCUGUGCGUUUUUCUUUCACGGUUAUGUCUGUCUCUGUAAGGGCAGACAAUAAGGAGAAAGACAUUACCAUUUUCACCGAGCCAAAGCCAAACUCAGAGCUGUCCUGUAAACCCCUCUGCCUGACAUUUGUGGAUGAGUCAGACCAUGAGACACUCACAGCAGUCCUAAGCCCUAUAGUUACAGAGCGUAAAGCGAUGAAGGAAAGCAGACUAAUCCUGUCCAUAGGUGGACUGCCUCGCUCCUUCCGCUUCCACUUCAGAGGCACGGGGUAUGAUGAGAAGAUGGUACGUGAGAUGGAGGGUCUGGAGGCUUCAGGGUCCACCUACAUCUGCACUCUAUGUGACUCCACUCGUGCAGAUGCCUCUAAAAAUAUGGUGCUGCACUCUGUCACCCGCAGUCACGACGAGAACCUAGAACGCUAUGAAAUUUGGCGAACCAACCCCUAUUCUGAGUCUGUGGACGAGCUGAGAGAAAGAGUAAAAGGAGUCUCUGCCAAGCCCUUCAUGGAGACUCAUCCAACCAUUGAUGCUCUACAUUGUGACAUUGGUAAUGCCACUGAGUUCUAUAAAAUCUUCCAGGACGAGAUCGGAGAGGUGUACCAAAAGGUCAACCCUAGCCGUGAGGAACGUCGCAGCUGGAGGGCAGCCUUAGACAAGCAGCUGAGGAAGAAGAUGAAGGUCAAACCGGUGAUGAGGAUGAAUGGCAACUAUGCCCGCAAGCUGAUGACCAUGGAGGCUGUGGAGGUGGUGUGUGAGUUGGUGCCCUCGGAGGAGAGGAGGGAGGCACUGAGGGAGCUCAUGAGACUGUACAUCCAGAUGAAGCCUGUUUGGCGUGCCACCUGCCCAGCCAAGGAGUGCCCUGAUCAGCUGUGCCGCUACAGCUUCAACUCCCAGCGCUUCGCAGACCUCCUCUCCACCACCUUCAAGUACAGGUACAACGGAAAGAUAACCAAUUAUCUGCACAAGACCCUGGCCCAUGUGCCUGAAAUCAUAGAGAGAGAUGGAUCCAUUGGGGCCUGGGCCAGCGAGGGGAAUGAAUCAGCCAACAAACUUUUCAGGCGCUUCCGGAAGAUGAAUGCACGUCAGUCAAAGGCCUUUGAACUGGAGGAUGUGCUGAAACAUCACUGGCUCUACACCUCAAAGUACCUGCAGAAGUUUAUGGAAGCCCACAAAGACUCUUCCAAAGCUUUUCAAGCUACCAUUGACCCGGUGGAGAGCCAAGACAAUGAGUACAUGUCGCUGGAAAUGACUGAUUUUUAA
This is a messenger RNA of Notolabrus celidotus (New Zealand spotty), 3224 nucleotides long. RefSeq names its product recombination activating 1 (gene rag1). The coding region runs from base 9 to 3224 and encodes 1071 amino acids. The transcript has 3 exons. NCBI's taxonomy places the organism in Eukaryota, Metazoa, Chordata, Actinopteri, Labriformes, Labridae. Gene Ontology annotation, molecular function: sequence-specific DNA binding; double-stranded DNA endonuclease activity; metal ion binding. Gene Ontology annotation, biological process: pre-B cell allelic exclusion; adaptive immune response; V(D)J recombination. The record is from RefSeq and is a predicted model, not a curated record. Gene Ontology annotation, cellular component: DNA recombinase complex; nucleus; endodeoxyribonuclease complex.